AUGAAGCUUUCGCUCUCCGCGGCUGGCCUCCUCGCCUCUGCUCUUGGUGGCAGAGCAGCAAAGUUAGCCCCGGUCGUACGCAGCGGGACGACCCUGCUUGUCGAUGGGAAGCCCUGGAAAGCUGUCGGGCCCAAUGUCUAUUGGCUGGGCCUCGAUGAGAACGUGGUGCCGCCGGUGGGCGAGCCCUACUACGCCCCGACCAAAGCCAGCUAUCCUACCAAGGAACGCAUCACCGAGGUGAUGGCGACCGUGCUAGCCUUGGGAGGAACCACGAUUCGCAGCCACACCUUGGGUGUCAGCACCGGAAACCCCUUGAGUGUCUGGCCGGAGAAAGGAGUGGUCAAUGAGAAGGCCUUCGACGCGAUCGAUUGGGCUGUCUACCAAGCCGGCCGGUACGGAGUCAGGCUUAUGGUACCCCUCGUGGAUAACUAUGACUACUACCACGGUGGAAAAUAUAACUUCCUCCGUUGGGCCGGCUUCGACCUCACCGGGACCAGGGAUGACAAGAACCCCCUGAUCCAGCAGUUCUACACCAAUGCCACCAUUGUUGCUACUUUCAAAGACUACAUCAAGACGCUCCUGACUCACAGGAAUCAGUACAACAACCUGAAAUAUGCCGAAGAUCCUACCAUAUUCGCUUACGAGACUGGCAACGAGCUUCUGGGUCCCGUAUGGGGCGAUAUGAACUCGCCGGCAGACUGGGUUCGGGAUAUCGCGCAAUACGUCAAGAGCCUUGCUCCGAACAAGCUCGUGGUGGACGGGACGUACGGCAUCAACAAGACUCAUCUGGACAUCGAGGAGGUGGACAUCUUCUCCAACCACAUGUACCCGGUCGACACAGCAAAGCUGCAGAACGACCUGAGAACCGUCGGGGCGGUCGGGAAGCCCUUCUUCUCGGGCGAGUACGACUGGGUCGGCGGAAACACCGCCAACCUGCAGUCCUUCUUUAAGAUCCUGGAGGAGAGUCCUGUGGCCGUCGGGGACACGUUCUGGAGCAUGUUUGGGCAUAACGCCCCCGACUGUAAGACCUUUGUGAACCACGGCGACGGACUCACCUUCCAGUACGGUAACCCGCGCAACACGGCGAACCAGAACAGCCGCAUCCAGCUCGUACGGAAGCACCUCGUGGCCAUGAGCCAGGGCCGCCAGAUCGCCCCCGACGAACCCCUGCCCGCCGUCCCGUGCCCGGCCCCUGAGUCGCCCCCUCUUUCGGUGUCCCACUAG
Messenger RNA from Durotheca rogersii, 1224 nucleotides. Its product is annotated as glycoside hydrolase family 5 protein. Lineage: Eukaryota; Fungi; Ascomycota; Sordariomycetes; Xylariales; Xylariaceae. The transcript is spliced from 4 exons. The record is from RefSeq and is a predicted model, not a curated record. Bases 1 to 1224 code for a protein of 407 amino acids. Gene Ontology annotation, molecular function: hydrolase activity, hydrolyzing O-glycosyl compounds.